UAAAUAUAUAUUCAUUUGGUUCUUUCUCUAUAUAUAAAUCAUCAUCUGUUGUCAAUCGUAUUAAGUACUUUACCCUUUCUUCUAAUUUCUCAAAAUUAAUCACAACACAUACAUGGCUUUCUUUCUUUUCUUUUUCCUCUUCUUUCUUGCUUCAUCAGCCACCGCUUGUGAUCGUUGUGUGCACCAAUCCAAGGCUUCCUAUUUCUCCAAAGUUUCUGCUCUCUCAUCUGGGGCAUGUGGGUAUGGUUCUUUAGCAUUGGACUUUAGUGGUGGACAACUUGCAGCUGGUGUUUCUUCACUUUUCUAUGAUGGAGCUGCUUGUGGUGCUUGCUUUCAGGUAAGAUGCAAGAACCAAGGUUUAUGCACAAAAGAAGGUACAAGAGUGGUAUUGACUGAUCUUAAUCACAAUAAUGAAACUGACUUUGUUCUAAGUAGUAGAGCCUUCAAGGCAAUGGCUCAAAAGGGUAUGAGCCAACAAAUUUUGAAGCUUGGCAUUGUUGAUAUUGAAUAUAAGAGAGUACCUUGUGUGUACAAAAAUCAGAAUUUGGCUUUUCGUGUUGAAGAGUCAAGCAAAAAACCAAAUUAUUUAGCAAUUAAAUUUUUGUAUCAAGGAGGUCAAACGGAGAUAGUAGGUGUUGAUGUUGCUCAGGUUGGAUCUUCAAAUUGGAGUUUCAUGAGUAGGAAUCAUGGGGCAGUGUGGGACACAAGUAGGGUUCCAGAAGGGGCAUUGCAAUUUCGGUUAGUGGUUACAGCAGGGUAUGAUGGAAAAUGGAUUUGGGCACAAAAAGUUCUUCCAGCUGAUUGGAAAAAUGGGGUGAUAUAUAAUUCUGAUGUUCAAAUUACAGACAUUGCACAAGAGGGUUGUUCAUCAUGCGAUGAUGGGACAUGGUCAUGAUUCUAUUGCUUAAGUGUUCAAUAACCCACAUAACAUAUACAUAUACAUAUAUAGAUAUAGAUAGCUUUAGUUUUAUUCAUACUGUGUAUUAUAGGCUUACAAACCAACUCGUGUAAUACAGAAAUCAUGAAGUAGCUUUAAUAAAAUUGAGAUGUGUUCUCUCUUUUUUGUGUGAAA
Messenger RNA from Cicer arietinum (chickpea), 1072 nucleotides. RefSeq names its product expansin-like A2. The record is from RefSeq and is a predicted model, not a curated record. Lineage: Eukaryota; Viridiplantae; Streptophyta; Magnoliopsida; Fabales; Fabaceae. Gene Ontology annotation, biological process: sexual reproduction. Gene Ontology annotation, cellular component: extracellular region; plant-type cell wall; plasmodesma.